CAGCAUCUACCCCGGCCUCUGCCCUGCAGUUUUCUUGGCUUGAGAUUGAUCUUGGUCUUGAUCAAUCUCCAUUAAUAUUGUUUGCUCCAGAUCGAGCGCGCGCAGCCAUUGGAAGAUUCCAAGCUAGCUAGCUGUGUCUGGGGGAGAUGGUGGAUGAGAGGGGACGUGGUGUCGGAGAUGGUGGCGGCCGGGAGGAAAAGGUGGAUGCUGUUGGUGAUCAUUCUCGCCGCACAAGCAUCUGACACGGUUUUGAUCGGCUGGCGGGAGAGGAAACAUGUCGUCGGAUCAGGCCCCCUCUCCCAGCUCGCCGCCGUCGUCGUCGGGAAACGGUUCCGACAAGGCGGCGCCUCCGCCGCAAGAGUCUGCUUCGAACGGGAAUGGGUCAUCGUCUAGCUCGACACCGCCGUCUCCAGGCUCGGAUGGUGGUGGGUCGAGGUCACCGUCGCAAAGCUCUUCUUCGCCCGGUUCUCCUCCGCCGUCGGGAAGCUCUUCUCAGCCGCGUUCGUCUCCACCGCCGCCGUCGCGCUCUUCUCCUUCUCCUCCUUGGAGCGGUGGAGGUUCCGGCUCUUCGCCGACUCCGCCGUCCGAAUCAUCUGGAAAUGGCGGUGGUGGCAGUUCGUCGCCACCGCCGAACUGGUCGUCGCCUCCGAGUCCGCACCAGCAGUCGGGAGGCGGCGCAACGCCAUCUCCGCCGCCUCCUUCGUCUCCGACCUCUACUCAGCCGCCUCCAGCGCCAUCAGGCGGGUCGCCACCAUCAUCGUCGUCCGAAGCAUCUCAGCCUCGCUCGUCGCCGUCGCCGUCGCCGCCACAACCGAUUAAUAGCAACGGCCAACCAAGCUUGCAAUCGCAAUCACCUCCCGGUGGCCAGCCAUCUCCUCCGCAAUCACCUCCGGCGCCGGCAAACCAGUCAGUGGUCUUCAUCCCCAUCCCCGUGGCAACGAACAGCCCUCCCGGCAAGCCAGGGGUGAUCCCCGUCACGCCCUCCGGCGCCAUCACGUCCACCAGCUUCCCUGCAUCCGUGCAAGGAGGAAGCAACACCACAGGUGGCGGUGUUCAGCCCGGCUCCAGCACUUCCUCGUCGCAGCAGCACGCGUCCCUAAGCUCGACCCAGGGCAGCACCGGCCACAUAGCCGCCGCCAUCGCCGGCGCUGCGGUCACGGGGUUCCUGUGUGCCAUGGUGGCCAUCUACCUCAUCGUGUCGAGUCGGAGGAAGAAGAAGAUGGAUGGGCUGGUCUACCACUACGAUGGCAACAGCUACUUCGUGGCGUCGUCUCAGUUUGGCGGAUCGAGCCACCCGCCUUCGGGGAUGGUUCUCAACUCCGGGGGCUUCGCCACCGGGCCGCCGCCGCCGGCGUCGUCGGACGGCAGCGGGUACAACUUCCAGUCGGGGCCCUUCGCCGGCGGCGGCGCGGGGGAGGCGGCGGCGGGCUCCAAGGCGCGGUUCAGCUACGAGGAGCUGACGGGGAUCACCAGCAACUUCUCGCGGGACAACGUGAUCGGCGAGGGCGGGUUCGGGUGCGUGUACAAGGGGUGGCUGGGCGACGGCCGGUGCGUCGCCGUGAAGCAGCUCAAGGCCGGCAGCGGGCAGGGCGAGCGGGAGUUCCAGGCGGAGGUGGAAAUCAUCAGCCGCGUCCACCACCGCCACCUCGUCUCCCUCGUCGGCUACUGCGUCGCCGAGCACCACCGGAUGCUCAUCUACGAGUUCGUUCCCAAUGGCACCCUCGAGCACCACCUCCAUGGCCGUGGCGUGCCGGUGAUGGACUGGCCGACGAGGCUGCGGAUCGCCAUUGGCGCAGCCAAGGGGCUAGCUUACCUGCACGAGGACUGCCACCCGCGGAUCAUCCAUCGGGACAUCAAGUCGGCGAACAUCCUACUGGACUACUCAUGGGAAGCACAGCUCCAGCAAUUAAGCAGAAGGAUCCAUGGAUUGAUGGUGUGUGACGCAUUCAUGCAUGGAUGGGGGACGAUGCAGGUGGCGGACUUUGGGCUGGCGAAGCUGGCGAACGACGCGCACACCCACGUGUCGACGCGCGUCAUGGGCACCUUCGGCUACCUGGCGCCGGAGUACGCCUCCAGCGGCAAGCUCACGGACCGCUCCGACGUCUUCUCCUUCGGCGUCGUCCUGCUCGAGCUCAUCACCGGCCGCAAGCCCGUCGACCAGUCGCGGCCCCUCGGAGAGGAGAGCCUCGCCGAAUGGGCACGGCCGGUGCUCGCCGACGCAGUGGAGCUGGGCGACCCCAGCGAGCUGGUCGACCCGCGGCUGGAGGGCGCGUACCACCCCGGCGAGAUGAUGACGAUGGUGGAAGCGGCGGCGGCGUGCGUGCGCCACUCCGCUCCCAAGCGGCCACGGAUGGCGCAGGUGAUGCGGGCGCUGGACGAGGGGAGCAUGACGGACCUCAGCAACGGGAUCAAGGUCGGGCAGAGCCAGGUGUUCAGCGGCGGCGGCCGCAGCAGUGACGCCGCCGCCAUCCAGCAGCUCCGCCGCACGGCUUUUGCUUCCGAGGAGUUCACCGGCGAGUUUGUGCACAGCGGCGGCGCCGCCGCCGCCAGCUCUAGCUCCGAGUCGCGGCCGAUGAACCGGAUACCGGAGUAGGAGUGGCCUUUUAUAUGUUCUAAAUUGCUUAGCGUCAGUGCAAAGUAGAUGAUGAGGAUGAUAGCAAAAGGAGUGUCCUAAAGAAACGACGAACUGAAAACGAUGUGCAGUAAAUUCAGGGUUUUGGUCUAAUUUUCGGUAGUCUUUUGCUUCUGUACUUCAAAACCCUAAAAAUUGCAUGGAGAUUAUGGUAAAACAAUGAUGCACAUGGAGAACUAUAAACCAAGUGAUAAGGAUGGGCAUUAGCAUGGUGAUUUUGUAAGUUUGGCGAUGAGCCAAACAACCCCAAGCAACAAGUAUCACUAUGGGUUCUUGUUAUCAACCGUUUCAUAACAUAUGGUAAUGGAUUCUAAUCC
Messenger RNA from Oryza brachyantha (malo sina), 2949 nucleotides. RefSeq names its product proline-rich receptor-like protein kinase PERK13. Gene Ontology annotation, molecular function: ATP binding; protein kinase activity. Gene Ontology annotation, biological process: protein phosphorylation. The record is from RefSeq and is a predicted model, not a curated record. The transcript is spliced from 6 exons. Bases 275 to 2593 code for a protein of 772 amino acids. NCBI's taxonomy places the organism in Eukaryota, Viridiplantae, Streptophyta, Magnoliopsida, Poales, Poaceae.